Messenger RNA from Hordeum vulgare subsp. vulgare (domesticated barley), 3783 nucleotides. Its product is annotated as FT-interacting protein 4-like. Bases 214 to 3345 code for a protein of 1043 amino acids. The record is from RefSeq and is a predicted model, not a curated record. NCBI's taxonomy places the organism in Eukaryota, Viridiplantae, Streptophyta, Magnoliopsida, Poales, Poaceae. The transcript has a single exon.
CCCAAAGAAAAGAAAAAGGCAACCAACCCCUCAAGAUUAUCGGUAUUAUAAGUAGAGGGACACUAUUACGACACACGCGCCCUUCCUCUUCACUUCUUUCCCGAAACAGAACACCAAACCACCGAGCCGGAGCAGAGCACCCAUGGCCGGCCGUCGCACCGAACCUCAGCCAUCCUACAGCACCUAGCCAGCCACCCACCCACCGUAGCCACGAUGAAGCUGGCCGUGGAGGUCGCGGACGCGGCGGAGCUGUCCGCCAAGGACGGCGCGGCCUCAUGCAACGCCUUCGUGGAGGUGGAGUUCGACGGGCAGCGCCAGCGCACCGCCACCCGCCCCGGCGACCUCUCGCCGCACUGGAACGAGACGCUCGUCUUCGACGUCCGCGACCCGGCACGCCUCUCCGCCCUCACCGUCGACGUGUCCGUCCAGCACGACCGCAGCCUCAACGACCACAACGCGCUCCGCCCCCACGCCUUCCUCGGCCGCGUCCGCGUCUCCGGUGACUCCGUCGCGCGGUCACCCGACGACGCCGUCGUGCAGCGCUACCCGCUCGAUAAGAGGGGGUUAUUCUCCCGCGUCUCCGGGGACAUCGCGCUCCGGCUCUACCUCGUCGCCGACGCGCGGGACGGCGAUCGCGUCGCGGCGCAGGACCAUGCUGCUCCGGUGGUGGACACUGGCGGUGGUCUGCAACAGAACCAGCAGCAGCCUUCCCAGCCCGCUGCUGUCGCCAGCUUGGACCCCGAGAGAAUGGUCAGGAACGUCUUCUCCGGCGGCGGCGAGGCGCCGGCAGGAGCUUCUGUUGCAUCAGGGUCAGGGGGGCCGGCGGCGGAGACUAAGGGGAAGAGCGGCCACGACACACGCGAGUUCCGCUCCAUUCCGGCCUCGUCAGGCGGCGGCAACGAGCCUCGGCGCCACACGCUCCACGCCAUGGCGGCGCCGGCCCCUCCGGCGGGGCAGACGGUGGUCGUGCCCAAGCCCGCAGGACCUGCCCAGGCACCGCCUCCGGGCUCGCAGUACGGCCUCACGGAGACGAAGCCCCCGCUGCCGGCCAAGAUGGGGCCGCGCGCGGGGACGAACAAGAUCGCGUCCACCUACGACAUGGUGGAGCCCAUGUCGUACCUGUACGUGACCGUCGUCAAGGCGCGCGACCUUCCCUCCAUGGACCUCACCGGCGCUCUGGACCCGUACGUGGAGGUGAAGCUGGGCAACUUCAAGGGCGUCACCCGGCACCUGGAGAAGAACCAAAACCCGGUGUGGCGGCAGACGUUCGCCUUCUCCGGCGCCCACCUCCAGGCCAGCCAGCUCGAGGUCAUCGUCAUGGACAAGGACACGCUCCGCGACGACUUCGUCGGCCGCGUCGUUUUCGACAUGUCCGACAUCCCCAGCCGCCUCCCGCCGGACAGCCCGCUCGCGCCGCAGUGGUACAGCCUCGCCGACGCCCACGGCGAGCGGUUCCGGCACGGCCACCCGCUGGGCGAGAUCAUGCUCGCCGUCUGGCUCGGCACGCAGGCCGACGAGGCGUUCCCGGAGGCGUGGCACUCGGACGCGCACUCGCUGUCGAGGGAGGGGCUCACUAACACGCGCUCCAAGGUGUAUUACUCUCCCAAGCUCAUCUACCUCAAGAUCUCCGUCAUCGCGGCGCAGGACCUCAUCGCCGCCGACAAGGGCCGGCCGCUCGCGCCCACCAUCGCCAAGAUACAGAUGGGCAGCCAGAUCAGGCGGACGCGGCCGGGGCAGCCGCAGGGGUCGGCGAACCAGGCGUGGAACGAGGAGUUCAUGUUCGUGGCCAGCGAGCCGUUCGAGGACCCGCUGGUGGUGACCGUGGAGGAGAAGGUGGCCGCCGGCCGCGACGAGGCCAUCGGCCGCAUCAUCAUCCCCGUGGCGGCGCCGUACGUGCCGCGCAACGACCUGGCCAAGUCGGUGCCGUCCAAGUGGUUCAACCUGUCGCGCGGCAUGACGGUGGACGAGGCGGCGGCGGACGCGACGACGGGGACCAAGCACCGGGAGCACUCCAAGACCUUCGCCAGCAAGAUCCACCUGAAGAUGAGCCUGGAGACGGCGUACCACGUGCUGGACGAGUCGACGCACUACAGCAGCGACCUGCAGCCGGCGGCGAAGAAGCUCCGCAAGAGCGCCAUCGGCGUGCUAGAGGUCGGCAUCCUCAGCGCGCGCGGCCUGGGCGGCAGCAAGAACCCCUACUGCGUGGCCAAGUACGGGUCCAAGUGGGUGCGCACGCGCACGCUGUUGGGCACGGCGGCGCCGGCGUGGAACGAGCAGUACACCUGGGAGGUGUUCGACCUGAGCACGGUGAUCACCGUCGCCGUGUUCGACAACAACCACGUCCACCAUAGCGAAGGAGCAAAGGACCAGAGGAUCGGCAAGGUGCGCGUGAGGCUGGCGACGUUAGAGAGCGACCGCGUGUACACCCACUACUACCCGCUGAUGGCGCUGAGCCCCGGCGGGCUGAAGAAGACGGGGGAGCUGCACCUCGCCGUCCGGUUCACGUGCACGGCGUGGGCGAACAUGCUGGCGCAGUACGGGCGGCCGCUGCUGCCGAAGAUGCACUACAGCAACCCCAUCUCCGUGCUGCAGCUGGACUACCUCCGGUUCCAGGCGAUGCAGAUGGUGGCGACGCGGCUGGGCAGGUCGGAGCCGCCGCUGCACAGGGAGGUGGUGGAGUACAUGCUGGACGUGGACUCGCACAUGUUCAGCCUGCGGCGGAGCAAGGCAAACUUCUACCGCAUCACGUCGCUCUUCUCCGGCGUGGUGGCCGUGGGCAAGUGGUUCGACGGCAUCUGCAAGUGGAAGAACCCGCUGACGACGGUACUGGUGCACGUGCUGUUCCUGAUCCUGGUGUGCUACCCGGAGCUGAUCCUGCCGACGGUGUUUCUGUACCUGUUCAUGAUCGGGGUGUGGAACUACCGGCGGCGGCCUCGGAAGCCGCCGCACAUGGACACGGUGCUGUCGCACGCGGAGCAGGUGCACCCGGACGAGCUGGACGAGGAGUUCGACACGUUCCCGACGAGCAAGCCCAGCGACGUGGUGAGGAUGAGGUACGACCGGCUGAGGAGCGUCGCCGGCAGGGUGCAGACGGUGGUGGGCGACCUGGCCAUGCAGGGGGAGCGCGCGCAGUCGCUGCUCAGCUGGCGUGACCCGCGGGCCACGGCCAUAUUCAUCACGCUGUCGCUCAUCGUGGCCGUGGUGCUAUACAUCACGCCGUUCCAGGUGGUGGCCGUCGUCGCCGGGAUGUACAUGCUCCGCCACCCACGCUUCAGGAGCAAGCAGCCGUCGGUGCCAUUCAACUUCUACAAGCGCCUCCCAGCCAAGGGGGACAUGCUCCUAUAGCAUAGACUUAUCUAAAUCUAAAUUAAUUAUAAUUGCCGGUACACAUACAUAUAGAAACAAAAACGAUCACUUUGUUAUUGUGUGAUGAGACAAUCGUACAAAUAAAAAUAAGAAAAGUUGGAGCGGGUAGAUACGAUGAACAUUCAGAAGCUUCCUCUCAAUAAUUCAAAAGUUGAGUAGUACUCCAUACCAGGAAGAGAACAAAGCGGCAGAUGCGGCAUUGUUUUCAUCCAGCAUAGUAUUAGUAUUAUUUUUUGAUCCACUACAUUCCAUACCAGCAUACUUUUGUCGGUGCGGCGUGCAUAUUCUUUUCUCACUUUUGUCCAUGUUCUUGGUCUUCUUUGGAUAUACCGUAUACGUGUAGAGUGCGGAAUCAAUGUUGCUCGACCAAGCUAACGAGAAUAAAUAAAUAAAGCCUUCAUGUACUAUUGUACUGUA